Meloidogyne enterolobii is the source of this 1096-nucleotide messenger RNA. The record is from the annotation of a GenBank genome assembly. NCBI's taxonomy places the organism in Eukaryota, Metazoa, Nematoda, Chromadorea, Rhabditida, Meloidogynidae.
UGGGAAAAAUACAUAUACAUCGAUUUUGCGUUACUUGCCCUCCAUUUCUUCAAAAUAAUUUUUGCACUAUAUGUAUGAUGAAAAAGCUUAUUUUAGCAUUAAAAUUAAAGCUUAUAUUCUUGAUAUAUAAAUUCUCAAUAAAAAUUGAAAAUAAUUUGAAGAUAUAUCUGAAGAGUUCCAGACAACUUCGUGUAUAAAACAAUUAAAAUUGACCAAAUCUUGGAAAGUUUUGGGUCACUAACAUGUGCUGUAAAUCCUUUUUAUCAUUUAUUUUAUGCCUAGUUCAAUGAAAAUUAGCUUUAAAAAUCACACAAUAAUUUUAAUAUUUUUUCAGGGAUAAAUGGUUAAUACUGUUUAUUUUUCCGUUUCUGUUCCCUUCCCCGUUUUGGACAAACAUUUUGUUUUUGUAACAGGGUCAAGUAUAAAACUUGGAAAUUGGAAGGCUAAUAAAGCUUUAAAAUUGAAGAAGGACAAAGACGACCGUUGGGUUGGAAUUAUAAAAUUGGUUGGUCUUCCAACAAAUUAUACCUAUUUUAUUGGAUAUUAUAUUAAAUCUGAAAAGUCAGCUAAAAAAGAUGUGGCCAUUUUUCAAUGGGAAACAUUAGUAAAACCUCGUAGUCUGUUAACCUCCCAUGUUCUCGCCAACAAACGCGUCAAGUUGUAUAAUGUUUUUGGUGAGGAAGGAGAUGAUAUAAAAUACAAUUUUGAUCAAGUUUUGCCUGGCGAUUCGUUGGAAUUAAGUAUAAAAAAGGAAAUUGGAGGAGUUAAAGGAGUCGAUUUGGAUUUAAAAAAGAAGAGCAAAACGGUAUCAGGUACUCAGCAUAAGAAAAAAGACGACAUUAUUAAUGAAAAGAAUGAUCAGAUUAAAGAAAAAAAUAGACAAAUUCGAACUUUGCGCGGAAGAAUUACCCAACUUGAACAAGAUAAAAAUGCUUUAAAAGAUGAUAAUAAGUAUUUAACUCAACAAAAUAAGUAUCUUACUGAUUGCCUCUUAAAGUCUUUGCCUAGUUUAUAAUCAGCAACAACCGAAUAUGGAUAAUAAUUAUUAUUCUGGUGGGGGUAAUAGUGGUAGUUCGUUUUCAAAUAAUCAACAACG